AUGAGCAGCGACGUUGCCCCAAGCGCAAAGAUGUCGAGAGGAAUGGUGUCAACUUCAAAAUAUACCCUGCACAAAAUAGCACGACUUAUAUCGACAUAUGGGUCGACAGGAAUACCACGAUCGAGUUAUCCACAUCAAAACGCGUUGCAGAUUCUCCAUCGUACAGAUACGAAGGAACCUUCAAAAAAAUCAAGGAGUGGAAUACGAAGCAAGGCAGUGUUUGAAACGUUUGAAUAA
Molecule: messenger RNA, 237 nt
Organism: Micromonas commoda
Lineage: Eukaryota; Viridiplantae; Chlorophyta; Mamiellophyceae; Mamiellales; Mamiellaceae
Exons: 1
Coding region: 1-237 (78 amino acids)
Source: RefSeq, a predicted model, not a curated record